UAAGUGAGCGGAGAGCUACCAUUUUGAAUAGUUCCGAGAACCACUGUGCUUCACUGUUGCACGUCCCAUUCACAAGCAUCAUGAAAUUACUGAUUGUACUAUCAGCAGUGUUGGCCCUCUCAGCGGCUGUACCUCAAAGAAAGCUAUCUCUUAAACCAGAAGGCCAAGACGACCAACAGACCGCCGAACAAAACUACAACAAGUACCAACAAGGCGACUACAGGCCCCAACAAGCACAGGAAUUCAGGAAACCAGUUGAAGAUUUCCGGCCCCGUGUUGAACUUGACACCACAACAUACAUCCCAAUCAUUCACUUCGACAAGGAACAAGCUAACGAUGGCAGUUAUAAAACAUCGUACGAAACUGGAAACAAUAUCCACGCUCAAGAGCAAGGCUACCUGAAGAAUGUAAACACUGACAAUGAAGACAUACCAGCUCUUGUCCAGCAAGGUUCCUACUCCUACACCGCACCUGAUGGUCAAAUCAUCACCGCAGAGUACACAGCUGAUGAGUUCGGAUUCAGGGUCAAGGGUGACCAUAUCCCAACUCCUCCUCCAGUCUCCCCUGAAAUCCAAAAGGGACUUGAUCUGAUUUACGCUGGAAUCAAGGCCAACCAGGAGCGCGCCGCUUUGGACGCUAAGAACAACCCAGCAGCUGCUAAACUCAACGAGGAACAGGCUUCCCUUAACUACAGAGGACAGUACUACCAACAAUAGAAUGGACCUUCCAGUGAAUAUCACAUCCACACCUAUGCUCUAUGAGCAUUAAAGUCAAUCAGUGUUAAUAGUAAAAUCAGUACUUUCGUGAAAUACAGUUCUUUGUGAUACUUUAUAUAGUGCUAAGUAUACCGUUAAUUAUUUUUAAGGUAUGCGGUUUUCCAAUCGCAUGAUUUUUAUAUUGCGGCUCGUGUGUAUUGGAAAAUUCGUCCCUCUAGUUAUUUAUCACUGCCCAUAUUAGAUUUAUGUGAAAACCGUGAAUUCUUCAACGAAAUAACUCAAUUUAAGAACUAGAGUUUAAGAUUUUGUAUUUUUGUACAUAUAUAAUGAAUAAAUGUUGAAUAAUUUUA
This is a messenger RNA of Pieris brassicae (large cabbage white), 1066 nucleotides long. RefSeq names its product endocuticle structural glycoprotein SgAbd-8-like (gene CPR34). Gene Ontology annotation, cellular component: chitin-based extracellular matrix. Gene Ontology annotation, molecular function: structural constituent of chitin-based larval cuticle. Lineage: Eukaryota; Metazoa; Arthropoda; Insecta; Lepidoptera; Pieridae. The record is from RefSeq and is a predicted model, not a curated record. The coding region runs from base 81 to 716 and encodes 211 amino acids. The transcript has 4 exons.